Molecule: messenger RNA, 2877 nt
Organism: Fonsecaea nubica
Lineage: Eukaryota; Fungi; Ascomycota; Eurotiomycetes; Chaetothyriales; Herpotrichiellaceae
Exons: 2
Coding region: 1-2877 (958 amino acids)
Molecular function (GO): ATP hydrolysis activity; ATP binding
Source: RefSeq, a predicted model, not a curated record
AUGGACCAAAAUUCCGGUGUCACAGCAGAAACAAAGAAGGCAGAGUCUUCGGCCGAACGCCCCACCACCAGCAAGAUUCCUGCACCAAAGGCUGCCAAAGACAAGAAGAAAUACAAGAAGUCAGUUGGACCGUCCAGCAAGGCCAAGUCAAAACGUGGUAGCAAGAAGAAGGAAAUCGUAGAGACGGAAGAUGAAUCGACAGACUCCGAGUCCUCCUCGGAAGCCUCGACCGAUAGUGACGACUCGAGCGACUCAGGGAGCGACUCUUCGUCCUCUGUGGCGCUUUCCAAGAAGAAAUCCAAAGUCAAGAAGCUGAAGGCUCAGGCAAAAGCCCUCGCCAAAGAACUGGAGAAGCAGAAGAAGAGGUCCAAGAAAAAGAUCACAACUGAAGACGAGGAUUCAUACAGCGAGGAUGACUCUGAGGAAGAGAUCAUCAGACCUCGGUCAAGAGUUCGAGUCAAGCCGUCCAAGAGGAUGUCUAGGAAACACGACAGCCCAGAUCGAGGGGAAUGUGAUGUUAUUGAGAUCCGUGAAGACCCCAAGUCUGCAAGAUUGCGUCAACUGAAAUCAUCCUUGCGAAAACUUGACUUUGACAAUAAUCCUCUUGCUCCUCCGUCCGCUGUGUUCGGCAUGCCCCGAGCCCAGCUUAAUCCAGAGCCAAUCCCCCUCAGCAGUUAUGACAAACCUCGAAGAAACCGGCGUAGAGAGGCCGUUCUCGAAGACGAAAUCCUCCUUGAGGACCUCGAGGAAGUUAAGCCGAAGAAGCAGAAGAAGCCGAAACGCGCCUCCAAAGUGGCCUACAAACGAGUGGACCAACUUUGGGACCAAUCGAUCCACAACUUCAAGCUCACAGAGACUGUCAAAAAUACCGGGGAGGCCAUCUGGGACCAGUAUAUCUUCACUGUUCGUCGUCGGUUCGACUGGGAGCACAAAUACCUGGCAACGGUUGUCGACAUCAAAUCCGAACCUCUCAAGCAAUGCCUUCAACAUGUCAUGGCGGGCGUCAAGGGAAUCAGCCUGGUAGAAGAUACGCCGCACCUGGAUCCCAAUAUGCUCUUCUUGUAUCUAGAAGAGAUGAGGGACUAUAUCAGGACCCUCGAGGACGAUGCUGGAGGAAAGAAGCGCAAGGAGGCAAAGGUUUCCAAGACCAAAGCCAAACAUCUUCGAGUCAUGGUCAAAUACCUGGACAAAGAUUUUGCCGAGACCAAGAAGAAUCUGUACCCAAUGCUGGAUAAUGGCAUGAUCACCUUUGACCUCCUCUGGGCCUUGUACAAGCCGAAUGCCAUUGUGUACACUUCGACUUACGGUGAUCAGGAGGAACCGCGGGCUUUCAAGAUCGAUUUCACCACCAAAGAAUCGCACUUCAUGAGGGGCAGUUGGUACAUCGUCGAAGGCCGAUACCUCGAGUACGACGGCAAGAACUUUGGCAUGGGCACCACUCACGCGGAAAUUUCCUCCUUCCAAGGUGUGCGCAAGAUAACCUCGCUGGAUUGCUAUCCACUUCAGUAUCACAAACAUGCGGAGAAGAUGAGAACCCAGCUCAUUGACCGAGGCAAGCGUUUUGUGGCCCUGCAGGGUAUGAACUACCGUCACCAUAGGGGCAUGGCAUACACCAAACGCAAGAAGCAAGUGCUGAAGAUCAACAUUGACGGGCGUGUCAUGGUCGAUCCCGCCAUCCAUCGCCGAAUCAAUCCCAACUAUCCGGCCAGCGUCAUCAAGCCAAAGGACGAUCCAGACGGAGGCAUGCUCGACGACACCGAUGAGAGCUACGGCUUUGACAGUGGUAGCGACAUGGAGGCCAAUAACCAGACCACUCCUUCCGAUGAAACCAUUCAGGUGCAGGAGACCAAGAGGUACAAAGUGGUCAGGACGCCAAAUGGUGAAAAUGUCAUUGUGGAGGUCAACUCAAAGGAAGACAUCGACUGGAGCCAGAACACGGAACCACUUGGGGAUGACAAGCUAUCCACCCACGAAUUUACCGAGGAAGAAUUGCUCAUUGCCAGCCCUGUCGUUCUGGGCUUUGCUUUUGGCGAAAAGCUUUGGCUCGAGUUCACCGUCUCUGGCAUUUCUGAUGUCGUCUUCAACGACCAAGCCUUUGAGAGUCUCGUCCUUCCUGACAACCACAAGUCCAUUGUCAAGGCCCUUGUCUCCAGUCAUACUUUUCAAGCCCACAAGAGUAUUGAUGACAUCAUCUCUGGCAAAGGCCGUGGCUUGGUUGCUGUUCUCCACGGUCCUCCAGGCACCGGCAAGACGCUUACAGCGGAAGGGAUUGCGGAUCUCCUCAAGUGUCCGUUGUACAUGGUCAGUGCGGGCGACCUGGGCACCGAACCAACCAAGCUCGAAAAGGAACUCCAAAACAUUCUGGAUAUUGCCCACAGUUGGGGAGCAAUCCUGUUGCUGGACGAAGCCGACGUCUUUUUGGAACAACGUUCGAUUCACGACAUUCAUCGCAAUGCGCUUGUCAGCAUCUUCCUUCGCCUUCUCGAAUACUUCCAAGGCAUUCUGUUCCUGACCACCAACCGCGUGGAGACGUUUGACGCUGCCUUUGUGUCACGAAUCCACCUAUCGCUGCGGUUCCAGAACCUUACGACCAAGGCGAAACGCACCGUAUGGAAGCUCUUCAUUGAUCGGGUUAAGAACCAAGAAGGGAUGCAAGUUGCGAAUAUCACCGAGCAAGAUUACAACGACCUUGCGCGCCGGGAGGUCAAUGGGCGACAGAUCAAGAACUUGGUGCGUGCUGCACAGGCUCUGGCUGUCCACGAAGAAGUGCCUUUGAGUAUGGUGCAUAUCAGGCGUGUGAUUGACGUGGCUGAGAGCUUUGAGAUGGACCUUAAGGGUGGGACUGGAUACACCGAUGCCAUGAGAAGCUAUACUUGA